GGAGCGCUCGCUUAUACUCUCUCCCUCUCUAUCUAUAAAAAGACGCAUCUUUCCUCAUUACCACAAAGUUCUUUCACAGAUCUUCUCGUUUCUUUCUGAUUAUCAUGACCAAGAUGGGCUUGAAACCCGACCCGAGUCCGAUCCAGAGUAAUGCCAAAGAGAUCCGUUACAGAGGCGUGAGGAAACGUCCAUGGGGAAGAUACGCCGCGGAGAUCCGAGAUCCGCGUAAGAAGACUCGCGUUUGGCUCGGGACGUUCGACACCGCUCAGCAGGCGGCGCGUGCCUACGACGCUGCGGCGCGUGAGUUUCGAGGCGCUAAGGCUAAGACGAAUUUCCCGACGUCUCUAGAGCUUAAAGCGAAUUACGGCGGUUACUCCCGUAGUCCUAGUCAGAGCAGCACCGUCGACUCCGCCUCUCCCACGGCGGCGAGGUUGGUUACGCCUCCGCAGCUCGAGCUCAGCUUAGGCAAUGGCGGCGCGUGCUAUCAGAUUCCCGUUGCGCGUCCUGUUUACUUCUUUAACAUGACGGCGUUCCCUCUUGCUGCUACGUGUGGGGUCCAGAGCGAGUCUGAUUCGUCUUCGGUCGUUGAUUUCGAAGGUGGAGCUGGGAAGACAUCUCAGCCGUUAGAUCUGGAUCUUAACUUAGCUCCUCCGGCGUAAUAGGCGGUGUCUUUAGUCUAGUAGUUUUUUAUUUUCUGUCUAAAAAAAUAUCUUCCGUUUUUAGGAGAAAAUAAAGAUAGUUAAAUAAGCUGACAUGUAAUGAUCCUUAUGUAUAUAUUAUCGACGUAUUAUAACAUAAGAUAUGAUGAAAUGUUAUGGUC
Molecule: messenger RNA, 820 nt
Organism: Raphanus sativus (radish)
Lineage: Eukaryota; Viridiplantae; Streptophyta; Magnoliopsida; Brassicales; Brassicaceae
Product: ethylene-responsive transcription factor 8
Exons: 1
Coding region: 105-659 (184 amino acids)
Biological process (GO): regulation of DNA-templated transcription
Molecular function (GO): DNA binding; DNA-binding transcription factor activity
Source: RefSeq, a predicted model, not a curated record